Penicillium chermesinum is the source of this 4989-nucleotide messenger RNA. RefSeq lists its product as uncharacterized. Gene Ontology annotation, molecular function: fatty acid synthase activity; oxidoreductase activity; phosphopantetheine binding. NCBI's taxonomy places the organism in Eukaryota, Fungi, Ascomycota, Eurotiomycetes, Eurotiales, Aspergillaceae. The transcript is spliced from 5 exons. Bases 1 to 4989 code for a protein of 1662 amino acids. The record is from RefSeq and is a predicted model, not a curated record. Gene Ontology annotation, biological process: fatty acid biosynthetic process; secondary metabolite biosynthetic process.
AUGCAACGGGUUUCGCAGCAGUACCGAUCACUGCUUGGAAAGAUCGCUCCUAAGGAUUCCACCGUGCCAUUUCAUUCGACAGUCCAUGGAAAGCUUGUUCCUGGAAGCACACUUGAUGCCUCAUAUUGGGUCGAAAAUCUAGUAUCGCGAGUCGAAUUCGUCAAGGGUGUCCAAAGCGUCCUUGACAAUGACCGGAACGGCGAGCCGAUUGAUACCCUAAUUGAGGUUGGCCCUCACCCUGCGUUGCAAACACCAACAAAAGAUAUUGUUCGACUGCAUGCUCCGAAACGCCCCAUGGCUUUUGCACAUACCUUGAAGAGGAAGGUCGAUGGGGUCGAAGCGGUUCAGCAGCUGGUCUGCUCCCUCUUCACGCAGGGGAUGACCCUCGAUUUCGAAGCGAUUAAUUUCCCAAAUCUGAGUCGAACGUCCAGGAAGCCGGCUGUUUUGAAGGACCUCCCAAAGUCUGAGGCGCCCGGGAAAGCGAUUCUCGGCUGGCACGAGUUUAAGGUGUUUUCCUGGGCUGAAGGCCGUGGAUGGGAUCAACAUUGCAGCGGCUUCGUCAUGGUGCACGAAGCGAAGGAUGUGAACCCGGUAGAUGGCGACCGACGAAAGGCAGCGCUUGAAUCUGACUUGAAACAACUUGCAAGCGACAUUUGUGCUUCCUGCACAGUGCCCGUCGACAGUAAGGUUCUCUACGAGAAUAUUUCUGCUGGCGGGGUUCAAUAUGGUCCGUUGUUUCAAGGCCUUUCGGAUAUCUCUGUCGGUGUGAAAGAUAAAGCAAUGGCGACUCUCGAGGUCCCCGACACCAAAGCGAGCAUGCCUUAUGAGCACGAAACCGACUGCAUCAUCCACCCGGCAACGUUCGACCUGUGUUGUCAAAUGAUGUGGGUGCUGCAAGGAUUCGGUCAACCUGGACCAAAGCAAACAUAUGUUCCAUCUCAUGUUGAUGAAGUCUCGAUUUGUCUGCAUCACAAGAUCAAGAAGGGCGACAAAAUGCAACUAUUUGGACACCAUAAGCUGGAUGAAUCGGCCAGUGCAACCGCAGAUAACCGGAUAAUUGCCACUAUUCCCGACAACUGUGCUGAAGUUAUUCUUAGCAUCGGUGGCAUGACUUUGACACCCAUCUCCAACGACAUCAAGGGACACAAAGACACUGUACCAUACCCUAUGUGUUACAAGAUGCACUGGGAGCCCUGCUUUGAGUUUCUUUCCGCAGACCAAUACCGAGAGCUACCGCGGCCCCUGGUUGACGAUGGCAAAGGAGGAGAGAGGACACACAACCUGGAGAAUAUGGCAUUGCACUGGUUGCAGGAGAUGCUCCAAACUAUUCCAGAAAAUGAGGUCUCGUCUUUUGAGAGUCACCAUCAAAAGUUCUAUCGAUGGGCCCAGGAGACUUGCAGGGAUGCCCCCAGGCAGAAUGCAACCCCUGAAGCCAUUGAGCAUAUGAGGAACGUGAAUGGCGCUAGUAAGCUGAAUUGCUUCGUGGGCGAGCGUCUACCUGACAUUCUUCGGGGAAAAGUAGAUGCCUUAACGUUGCUCCUUGAGGAUGAUAUGCUUGGAAAAUACUACGAGGAUCUGGACGGUCUCCGGGAAUCUUAUGCCAAUGCAUCCAUCUGCAUCGACAAGAUGGCUCACCAAAACCCCAAUUGUAACAUCCUUGAGAUCGGUGCAGGUACUGGUGGCGCUACGCUUCCCAUCCUGCAAAGCCUCGGCGGCAACAAAGCUGGCUCAAUUCCACGAUUUGGACACUAUACUUACACCGAUAUCUCGCCUGGCUUCUUCGAAAAGGCAAAGAGCAAAUUUGAAGAUUGGGGCCGCCUCAUGAGCUACCAAACUUUGGAUAUCUCUUUGAAUCCUGUCGACCAGGGCUUCAAGCUCGGGUCUUUUGAUAUGAUUGUUGCUUGCAAUGUGCUUCACGCCACUCCUCAAAUUGGCCAGACAAUGGCCAAUAUUCGGUCCCUUUUGAAGCCCGGCGGCAAGAUCAUGCUCAUUGAAGAGACCACUUCCAAAGCCAUUCACUUCCCAUUCGCUCUUUUGCCUGGAUGGUGGUUAGCUAGUGAGGAAAUUCGCCAAGAUGGGCCACUCCUGACUGCCGAAGGAUGGUCGAAUGUUAUGAAAGAGAAUGACUUCUCCGGAGUCGACCUAUGCGUGGAGGAUUAUCCUGGCGCAUCCUACCACUCCGGCUGCGUGAUCAUGGGCACAGCAAACGCUCCGCAAAGUAGCUUGUCACUCCUAAGCCUUGAGUCUAAGCUCAAGGAUAUCACUGGGGUUUCUCCAGUCAUAGCGCCAGACCUUGAGCAUGUUGAUAUCACUGAUAAGUGGUGCAUUUUCUUGGGCGGAAUGGACAAGACAAUCCUGUCUCAUCUUACAGACGAGAAGUUCAAAGCCUUCCAAAAUCUGGUGAGAGGUGCAAGAGGCCUACUGUGGGUGGUUCGCCACACCAAGUCUGACGAGAAGUCUCUCGGAUCGAACAUGGCAAUCGGGCUGGCCCGUACAGUUCGUUCAGAGACCGGGCUGCAAUUUGCAACCUUGGAUCUUGGCGAGAGAGAAACCGUCCCGGAUUCCGAAGCUGUCGAACAUAUGAUCAAUGUCUUUGGAGGUGUCUUCUGCCAUAAAUCCCAGCUUAUGCAAGGUGACAUGGAGUUCGUUGUCCGCAACGGUCUCGUGGGCGUACCACGCCUCUUGGAUAAUCCAGAGCUGAACUUGAGCGUUCAGCUGGAGACGCCAGACGCGCCUCCCCAACUCCAAAGCUUCAAGCAGAAAGAUCGCCCUCUCCGUCUCACCGCUGGGCCGGGUCUCGUUCUCGACGAGCUCUAUUUCACGGAUGAUGCCUCCCGCAAUGAUCCUCUACCGGAGGACCAUAUUGAGAUCAAGGUAUGCUGCACUGGUCUAAAUUUCCGAGACGUCCUGAUGGCCAUGGGCCAGCUCCGGGGCAAUAAGCUUGGGCAGGAAUGUGCGGGCGUUGUUAGCAAAGUCGGUGCUGCCGUCAGUGACUUUUCAGUCGGAGACCGAGUGACUGCGAUGUCGCCUGGAUGUUUAUCCACAUACACUCGAUGCCAUUCGUCUUGUGCUUGGGUCAUCCCAUACGACAUGCCAUUCCAUGUCGCAGCCUCGAUUCCCGCCGUAUUCUGUACUGCAUAUUACUCCCUUGUAGAAUUGGGCAACUUGAAACGAGACGAAAGUGUUCUGAUCCACGCCGCGGCAGGUGGUGUCGGCCAAGCAGCCAUCAUCGUUUCACAGAGCAUAGGUGCGCAUAUCUUCGCCACGGUCGGAAGCCUAGAGAAGAAGAGAUUUUUGAUGGAGAACUAUGGUCUCAAAGACGAGCAAAUAUUCUUCAGCCGUGAUACUUCUUUCGCAAAGGGCGUUCGCAGCGCCACUGGCGGGGAGGGCGUUGAUGUCGCUCUGAAUUCGCUUAGCGGGGAUGCUUUACAAGCGACCUUUGAGUGUGUGGCUCCCUUCGGUCGCUUCAUUGAGUUGGGAAAGCGUGAUAUCACUCAGAAUUCACGAUUGGAGAUGGCGCACUUCAACAAUAACGUUUCCUUUGCGUCUGUUGACCUGGGCAUUGUGCGGGAGAAGCGUCCGAAGUUGACGAGAAGGUUGAUGCGCGAGGCGUUCCACAUCUUUGUCAACGCGAAAGCUCAUUCGCGCUGGCCCAUUACCUCGUUGCCUAUUUCGGAGGUCGAAAAGGGCUUCCGUGCUCUCCAGAGCGGGCAGGUAAUUGGUAAGAUGGUGGUCGAGAUGACGGAUACGGCUCAAGUGAAGGUACACCCCGCGCGAAAAGAAGAGAAGCUCCUGCAUGGCGAUGGGACGUAUGUGGUUGUUGGCGGAACCAGUGGUAUUGGAUUGGAUAUCGCUAGUUGGAUGCCAUCCAAAGGUGCCAAACAUAUUGUCCUCGUUUCUAGAAGCGGUGCUUCAACUGAGGUCGCCCAGAAGACCAUUCAGGGCUUGCUCGAUGAGGGAAUCAAUGUGCAGGUAUGCCGCUGCGACGUUUCCAGUGAGCAGAGUGUGGAAGACAGUCUAGCUUCCCUGCUGAGCCAGAUGCCACCAGUUCGAGGCGUGGUGUAUGGCGCGAUGGUCCUUCGAGACACGCUCUUCGAAAAGCUCACUUUCGAAGAUUAUGAGACCGUGAUGAAGCCUCGGGUCCACGGAAUUUGGAACUUACAGCACGCCCUUGAGAAGAACAACCGAAGCCAACCUCUUGACUUCUUCGUCACCUUGUCAUCUGCAGCCAGCUUUGUCGGUAACUUAGGCCAGUCUCCCUACGCAGCAAGCGGAACAUUCAUGGCCGCCCUCGCCGCAUACUCGCAAGUCUCAAGCAUCCCGUGCACAACCAUCGAUCUUCCGAUCGUGCGCGGCGUGGGAUACCUCUCCGAUGACUCCAAGCGAGCCCAGAUCGAGUCAUCUCUCGGCACAGAAUCCGUGGACGCAACCGAUAUCCGCGGCCUAGUCGCAGCGGCCAUCCGCAACGAAAUGCGCGAGACCUGUGACGGACACUGCGUCGUCGGAUUCAACGGCGUGAAAACAACGCCGAUCAGCGAGCAGCCAUUCUGGGUCAAUGACACCAAGCUUUCGCAUCUUCUCCGCGUUUCGACCCUGGCUGGAGAAGGCACUAUGGCUGAUCCUGUUGCGGCGAGCGAGACAACUUCUCCUGCAACGGCGAUCCGGCAAUGCUCGGAUCUGGACAGCGCUGAGGCUAUUAUCGUUACUACUUUGGGACAAAAGAUCUCUAGCAUCCUGAUGCGCUCGGCAGAAGACUUGGAUCCUUCUGCGCCUAUCUCUGCUUACGGGUUGGAUUCGCUCGUGGCGAUUGAGAUUCGAAACUGGAUCACGCGGGAGUUGGAGGCGAAUUUACAGAUUUUGGAGAUUCUUGCAAGUGAUUCUAUGACUGCUCUUGCAACACAUAUUCUGAAGAAAUCGGGGAUCAUGACCCCGGAGCUGAAAACGAAAUGGGGGCUUGAUGCGCCUGAAGGGCGACCUGCCCAGGGGUAG